AUGCUUCUCCUCCCAGCCGCUGCUCUGUGCUGUCUGUGUUCAGCGCUGGUUGCCAUGGCAGCAGAGCUGACUCAGGACCAGUUGUCUUUGACCAGAAGAGUUGGUGAACAGGCCUCGUUCAGCUGUGGAGGAACUGAUCAGCAUAGAUACAUACUCUGGUUUCAGAAGGAAGACACAGGAACGUUCACACUGAUUCUUGAUAUUGAUGAAAGUGAUGGUUACAUUUAUAAGCCUUACAAUAAUCCUCAGAAAGACGACUUCACAGCUGAGAUUAAACAGAACAGCUGUGAGUUGAAGAUAGAGAAAGUUAAACGCUCUCAUGCAGCCACGUACUACUGCGCCUAUUUGAAGUCUGGAACCCACAUCUCUUUCACUGUGGAGUUGAUCUUCGGCUCAGGAACCAAAUUGUUCGUAGAUGAUACGCCGCUGGUGACCCCGGUGGUGAGCGUGUACCCGGCAGCUUCCAUCGCCGCCCUGGACGGGAAGAGCUCCCUGCUGUGUGUGGCCUCCAACAUGGUUCCUCCUCUGGUCCAGUUCUCCUGGACAAGACAGAGUGAGGGUGGUCCUCUGGAGACGCUGUCCUCUGCUGAUGGAGAGCAGCUGGAGCUCAGUGGGACAGGACGCACCGCCGCCAUCAUGGUGGUCGACCGGAACGCUCCGUACAAAUACCGCUGCCACGUCCGGCAUGAGGGAGGCACAGUGGAGGCCCCGGCAGAGCAAGAGGUUUCUGCAGUUCACGCACAGACGUCUCCGGCGGCCGUGGCCUGGUCUCAGCGGCAGGUGAAGCUGCUGUGUCUGCUCUACACGCUGCUGAUGGUGAAGAGUCUGGUUUACUGCGGUGGACUCGCUCUGAUCCACAUCCUGAGGAACAGGGAGCGUCCAGCCGCUGCUCACCAGACGACCGAGUUUCCUGCAGCAGCUUCAACUUCUCACUGAUCCUGUUCACUUCACUCUGCUUCUCUUCUCACUGCAAACACUCGUCU
Messenger RNA from Limanda limanda (common dab), 983 nucleotides. Its product is annotated as immunoglobulin lambda-1 light chain-like. The transcript has 5 exons. Lineage: Eukaryota; Metazoa; Chordata; Actinopteri; Pleuronectiformes; Pleuronectidae. The record is from RefSeq and is a predicted model, not a curated record. Bases 1 to 936 code for a protein of 311 amino acids.